AUGUCCUCAUCAUCGAAGAUCCACAGCUUGUCAACAAAUUCAUCACACACACCAUCAAUCUCUUUGUAUCGUCAUCGGAUGUAUGCCAAUAAUUGUCCUGAUCUAAAGAGGAAAAGAUAUGGGCCAUAUGCUACCACACCCGUACGAUACUCCUCAUCAUCCGCUGCGACUUCCUCAUCCUCGUUUACCAGACCUUCUGCAACCAGGCUUGAUAUCUCCAGGACACCCAGUCCAGCGGGUCGGAAUGGAUGCUCGAAGUUCCUAAAAACAUCAACACCUAAAUCAUACCCAUCAACACCCAAAUCAUACCCAUGCGAUCUGCAUCCUACUGGGAGGCAUCAACGGACUGGUGAUGAUAUCGAUCCCAUUGAGAUUAAUAAUGAUCGUAAUGGUAAACAGCAGCAAGAGCAAAGAAAAGAUCAGGAUCAUAUUGGCAGUUUAGGUCAGAAAGGAGUUGGAAGCGAUUUCGCUCAGACUCAAGAUUCAUUCGACUCGGAGGAGGGAAAAAACGAUCCUGGUGAUGAAGCUGGCGAUGAUAGUGAUUUGGAUUGUCUUGAUUCUGAUUACGAGGAAGAAAGAAACAUACCUGACAGUCAAAGCCAUUCUCCACUCACAAUGAGCAUGACAACCUCGACGAUCUGCCAACCUGGUCGAGAUGACAUCCAUAAUGGCAUCUCCUCCAGCGAUCUAGAGUUCACACCUGAAAUCGAUGGGAGUACCCCUCCAGCCCCAUGGGAGAUUACGAUACCAAAGAUAGAAGAGAGGCUAUCGUACCUCCGAGCUCGGUGGAAAGUCGAUUUGACUCCCUCAACCAAUGCGAGUUGGGACAAGACGAGCAUGGCGGAAAAUACGAGUACACCGUCACUAUUAGCUCGGAACUCACAUUUCGCGCCGAGUAGCUUCAAAGCUGGCGGAGUGAAUCAACAGAAUCAAGUCGUAUAUGGGGAGGAUACAAACAUUGGCGAGUCUCUUCACAAUGAACUCGACUCGAACACACCCAAGGACAAUCAUCAGACUGAUGAUUCGCAAUCAGACACUGAGAAGAUAAAGAUACGAAUGAUCCGUCACGAAGAAGUCGAGGACGGUGGGAUCUCAUCGAUUCGAUCCUCAUCAAAUAGGCGUGACUCGACUCCUUCAUCCCCAUGUCUAACACCACCAAAUUAUACUCCGCUCUUCGUCAACUACCAAUGCUGGCCGCCAAUUCCUUUGCAGAUGCACACCAAAGGUUUACCAUCAGACUUGAUACAUGAAUUGAUCCACUGGGGCGGACACAGCACCAACAUACCUCUGAAAGCCGAUAUCAUCCUCUUCCAUCGUGAGGGUGAUGACAUCAAACCGUCCACUCCCAGAAAUAGCCAGGAACUGCAGCUUUUCUGCCAAGCGUUCGAAAGGGGUCAGAAAGUAUUAUCGUCACUGUGGGUAGACGAUUCCAUCAAAAUUGGCAAGUUGCAAGAUUGGGGGCCGUACGAGAUAUGGUUGAAUGAGAGCGAUAUACCUAAGAAGAGGGCAGCGGCGAUCAAAGCGAAUGAGAAGAGGACAAUGCAGCAUAUGGCGAUGCAUUCCCUCUUUCACCAAGGGAAUAGGCCCCGUGGAAAAGAUCAGAAGGAUCAAACGAUGAUCCCUCAUCAGGACGAGAAAUCUGAAGUAUUGGACCUGGGAUCGGAAUUAGAGAGUGAUGAAGAGUUUGAUGGUAUUGGCGGAGUAAGGAAAAUCGGUGAAAAGGGCUUGGUCACUUUACAUCAAUUGAAGUUCAGGUCCAAACCUCGAUCUUGA
Messenger RNA from Kwoniella botswanensis, 1773 nucleotides. RefSeq lists its product as uncharacterized. The coding region runs from base 1 to 1773 and encodes 590 amino acids. The record is from RefSeq and is a predicted model, not a curated record. The transcript is spliced from 5 exons. NCBI's taxonomy places the organism in Eukaryota, Fungi, Basidiomycota, Tremellomycetes, Tremellales, Cryptococcaceae.